GCACACGCCAAGACACACUCACACAACUCUUACCUCUGUCCUUUUGACACAAUAAGUAGCACCCUUAACUAACCAUAGCAUGCUAUACCACAUUUUUAGCACCUCAACAUCAUGAAUAGCUUAACAAAUUUUACUGGUUCCCCCUCUCUGGAAAACUCCGGGAUGCCUAUUUUCGGAGAAAGGCGGUUCUUCUUGCCUGAUAUCCAAUUGCUGGAGCUUCUUAUGGCCUUUCUGGUUUUCGUGGUAAUUUAUGCCUUUCGACAGAAAAAACGACAAGGCCUACCUGUGUGGCCUGUCAUUGGAAUGUUGCCCUCUUUGGUUUUCGGGGUUCGGGCUAACAUGUAUGAAUGGCUCACUGAUAUACUUAUUCGUCAGAAUGGGACGUUUACGUUUCAGGGGCCCUGGUUUACUAAUCUGAAGUGUGUGGUCACUUCAGAUCCGCGGAACUUGGAGCAUCUGCUCAAGACUAAGUUUUCUAAUUAUCCCAAGGGAGAGUAUUUCCGAGAUGCUCUUUCGGACCUUCUAGGGAAUGGAAUAUUUAAUGCAGAUGACGAGAUGUGGCAGCAGCAGAGGAAGACGGCUAGCAUUGAGUUUCACUCAGCUAAAUUCCGGAAUCUGACCACAGAGUCAUUGCUCGAGCUUGUGCACGCCAGACUGCUGCCUGUAUUCGAGGAAUCGGUGCAAAACAACACUACAAUUGAUCUGCAAGACAUCCUUUUAAGACUAACAUUUGAUAAUGUUUGCAUGAUAGCUUUUGGAGUCGAUCCGGGCUGUUUACAACCUGGCUUGCCCGCGAUUGCCUUUGCUCAGGCCUUCGAAGCUGCUACUGAGGCUGCUAUAAUUAGGUUUGUUACUCCAACACUUGUGUGGAGAACAAUGAGGUAUCUCAACGUGGCGAGUGAGAAGACGCUGAAACAGUCUAUAAAAGGUGUCGACGCGUUUGCUGAAGAAGUCAUCAGGGCAAGGAAGAAGGAGCUGUCAAUAACAGAUGAUACUGACCACCAAAGAUCAGAUCUCCUCACAAUUUUUAUGAGACUCAAGGAUGAAAGAGGACAGCCCUUUUCCGACAAGUUCUUGCGUGACAUCUGUGUCAACUUUAUAUUAGCUGGAAGGGAUACCUCAUCCGUUGCAUUGACCUGGUUUUUCUGGUUACUUGAUCGGAAUCCUGAAGUCGAGGAGCAAAUUCUUUCUGAGAUAUCGCGAAUCAUAGGUGAAAGGGAAGAUGGAAAAAAAGGCAUAGAUGGAGAUGCUCUCAUAUUCAGGCCAGAGGAAGUUAAGAAAAUGGACUAUCUGCAAGCUGCUCUGUCAGAAGCUCUAAGAUUGUAUCCAUCCGUGCCAGUGGACCACAAGGAGGUUAUUAGUGAUGAUGUUUUCCCUGACGGGACAAUUCUGAAGAGCGGAACAAAAGUAAUAUACUCAAUCUACAGCAUGGGAAGGAUGGAAGGAAUAUGGGGAAAAGACUACUUGGAAUUCAAGCCUGAAAGAUGGCUCAGAGAUGGUCGCUACAUGAGCGAAUCAGCCUACAAGUUCACAGCUUUCAACGGGGGUCCUCGACUGUGCCUAGGGAGAGACUUUGCUUACUAUCAAAUGAAAUAUGCUGCAGCUUCAAUAUUAUUCAAGUAUCAAGUUAAGGUGGAGAAAAAUCAUGUUGUUGUGCCGAAGCUUGCUCUGACUAUGUACAUGAAGCAUGGCCUUAAGGUGAAGCUACACAGGCGCCACAAAUCCGAGCUUCAGAAGUGUACGAAUUAAGAUACUUGGUACAUGGUUGGCUUCAUAUAUGUUACCUUAUCUGUUCUUGUUUUCAUAUUUUUUAUCCUAGUUAUAUGAAAUGGAUUGUAUUAUAACUAAGAUGACAUAUCAGAUUGCUGGGGAAGUUGUAAACUUUGUAAUAAUGUCUAGAUGGAUUGCUUAUUUAUACUUUGAUUCAAUCA
Messenger RNA from Daucus carota subsp. sativus, 1931 nucleotides. RefSeq names its product cytochrome P450 86B1. Gene Ontology annotation, molecular function: iron ion binding; heme binding; oxidoreductase activity, acting on paired donors, with incorporation or reduction of molecular oxygen. Bases 112 to 1749 code for a protein of 545 amino acids. NCBI's taxonomy places the organism in Eukaryota, Viridiplantae, Streptophyta, Magnoliopsida, Apiales, Apiaceae. The record is from RefSeq and is a predicted model, not a curated record. The transcript has 2 exons.